UCGCGGGGCUGAGGGGAGCGGGGCAGGACAGGGUCGGUCUCGCCGUGCAGCAGGGGCCCGGCUCCCUCCGGCGCUGAGGGGAGCGGGGCCCCGCGGGGAUCGGGGCUCCCUGUGAGGAGAGGGGCCCUGCGGGGAUCGAGGCCUCCUGAGGCGCUGGUAUAAAAGAUGAGGCUGAAUGAGAGCCGGACAAGAUCCUUCCAGGCUCCUGUCACCAUCCACAACUAUCCAGGCAGGCAGGUGUAUGUAUUUCCCAAUGGCCGAUCUGAUUCAGAAGAGUCAUCAGAGGAGGAACUCAACGUUACGGAAUUGCGACCGAGGGGCAAGGAGCAGCAGCGAUGCAGCACUUCUCGGGACAGAGUUGGAGAUGUGGUACUUCUGGAACGGGAGAUUACAGAGGAUGAUAAUCUUAACAAGCUAGCCCUGCAGUAUGGUUGUAAAGUUGCGGAUAUCAAACGCGUCAACAACUUCAUCCGGGAGCAGGACUUGUAUGCAUUGAAGUCCAUCAAGAUCCCCGUGAAGACCCACGGGCUGUUAACGGAGAACGGCAGAGAACUAAGGCCGCUCCCGACUGCGUCCUCCCAGACCGGCCUGACGCUCGUGGACUUACCGGAGCCUGAUGAUGGCGCGAGCAGCUCUGCUGAGGGCAGACACCUGAGUGACUACUUCAAGGGGAUUGACAAGAACAUUCAGGACGCGGUGCAGGCGGAGGUCCAGCUAAAUGCGGAGUUUUGUGUGGAGGCACCGGAGAGGCCACGGCCCGAGUCAGGGAAGCAGAAGACAAGUAACGGCGCAGACUGUGGCAUCCAGUGGUGGAAUGCAGUUUUUAUUAUGCUCCUGAUAGGAAUUGUCUUGCCAGUAUUUUAUAUCAUCUAUUUUAAAACACAAGCCCUGGUGGCCCAUACCUCCAACACAACACUAGCCUCAAAUAUUUCAACAGAAGGAUUGGAAGGGAAAUUACCAAGCUCAGGUGUAGAAAAAAAAUCCUAAGGGGGAGACGCAGCCACGUACAGCCUCUCCUCCCAGCACUGGAGCCUGUACGCCAGUGACGCUGACUCGAGUGCAUUCAGGGGGAUGACAAUACAGAUGAUUGGUUUUAAUUUUUUUAAGUAGCUGAUGUUAUAAUCCUGAAUGUGACUGAAAGUGAGGUGAGGUGAUUUUUUUGGGGGGGGGGAAAAAGGAUGCUGCUUAUAACGAUCAUCAGGCAGCUGGCUUACCAUUCGUGAACUCUGUUGAGGGACAGGAUUUUGUAGCAAUUUACUGUUGUUUGCUUCGGGUAUUUCUUAAUGCCUUGUCUAGGAAGCAAAUCCUUCGCUGCUGAGACAGAGAGUGCAGUAUUAAUGGAAAGUUGGGGGUUGUUUGCAUUUUAAAGAAACACAUUUUGCUUAGCGUAUAAGUGGGGAAUUUUUUUUUUUUUUUUUUCUCUGUACUGUCAUUUUAGCUCUUGCGGACCAUGGCAGUGUUGGCAUACUUAAGCCUAAAAUGAUGGCGUCCGGUGUAUUAAGCUGGGUGUGCCACGGCACAAGGGGCGCUGGCAGCACCUCACCUUUUCAUCCUUCUCAGUAAAUGUUUAUUAAGAUGCUUCAAGCCCACUGCCGGGAAGGGGGAGCCCAGGCCUCUGCUCCUCGAUGAAAUCCUUCAGAGAUGGCUCUUGAAGUCCGGUGUCUCUGCAGGUGGAGCUCAUUGCAGAACCCCUGCUUUUGCCAGGGUGCUGCUCGUCCAGCGCCAAAACAUCAGCGUGACCACAGAUGGCCGAGGAGUAUUGGAAGAGGCUGUGAGAGGAGCGUUAAGCCUGUGGUAUCACUGUCCUUCUCAAAGGCUCAUUUGCUGAGGGGAGGUCAAGCCAGUGUUACUUUAAAAAAAGAAUACUAUCUCCAUAAUGGUGCAUCUCAAACACCCAAUUUCAGACACGGACUGGAGGUCCUUGGUUGUAGUCUUCACGUGAGAGAGCACUGCUGAGCUGUGUUUAAUUUGCAAGGUCCAGGAAAGAAGCCCAGCGUUACCUUAGACAGUCACAGAAAGAAGUGGAAAUCCCUCAUGGGAUGGGGAUGGUGAAGCUGCUGCAUGUUAAAUAUUUCUGUGAACUGCUGCUGUUGCAUUAAAAAGCUUCUGAGCACAUAGGCAAGACCAGUGAAGCUUCGGAGGCUGGUGGUGUCCCGAGCCGUGGGUAAGUCAGUCUGAGGUCACAUCAGUGAACAGUACGCACUAGAGGGGUGCAGAAACAAGGCUUUGGGGAAUUUUGCUGCAGAGAAGAACGUGUCUCAAAAAUGUAAUUCAGCAAAUUCAGGGCCUGCGGGCAGAGGUAGAUGCUUUCCUGGAUCCUGACGCUAAGGUCUGUGGCAGCUCAGGUGUGUGGAGCCUGACCAGGGAUGGGGCAGUGUGUGACGGCAGCAGCUGAAAGCUGCUCUGCGCAGGAGGGGCCCGGCAGCAGCUGCUGAGGGCAGAGGUGGUGGGCAGGGGGACAGAGCCCUCCUUUGCCCUCCCUUGAACUAUCUUGUACUGAAAAAAAAACCACCAAACACCCUUGUACUUUUUCUUCUGUGAAGGAAAUGUAUCGCUCUCUUUUUCAGGAUGGGGUGGGUUAUGACAUUUUUAAAUAAAGCAAAAUGAAAUAAAAGCACAAGGGGCACCACCCACCCCAGACAGCUUGCGCUUUCUUUUUUGUCACCGCAACGCGACUGUGUUGUGUCACAGCCCCUGGACAGCCCCAUGCCCAGCCCCGUCUCCACAGGACACUGGGAACAGCACGCCUGACUGUAAACUCUUGGCAAUGCGGUUCUCACACGGCAUCAGUUCUUAAUUUGAAUGUAGUAGCAAGUAUAUGUAUAAUCAAGACAGAUUUUGGGGGGAAAAGAAUCA
Chroicocephalus ridibundus (black-headed gull) is the source of this 2856-nucleotide messenger RNA. It is a transcript of the gene LYSMD4, whose product is annotated as LysM domain containing 4. The transcript is spliced from 3 exons. Lineage: Eukaryota; Metazoa; Chordata; Aves; Charadriiformes; Laridae. Bases 166 to 987 code for a protein of 273 amino acids. The record is from RefSeq and is a predicted model, not a curated record.